AUGAAAGCCCUCCUGAUGGUGGCCUUCCUCGCUCUGACUCUCGGGUCCCUGGCUGCUCAGGACCGGAGCCGGAGCCGGGGGAGACGCAGUCAGGAUAGUAGAAGUAAUGAACUGCUGCCGAGGUUUUAUGGCGACCGUUACCAGUACCCGUUUGGCCCAUAUUGGCCUUUUGCCUACCCCCGAUAUCCGUGGCCGAGAUAUUAUUUCAUUCCAAAUCCAUUUCCUGCAGCAGCUGCUCCCUCUAAUAAAAAAUAA
Molecule: messenger RNA, 255 nt
Organism: Gracilinanus agilis (Agile Gracile Mouse Opossum)
Lineage: Eukaryota; Metazoa; Chordata; Mammalia; Didelphimorphia; Didelphidae
Gene: FDCSP
Product: follicular dendritic cell secreted protein
Exons: 4
Coding region: 1-255 (84 amino acids)
Source: RefSeq, a predicted model, not a curated record